Messenger RNA from Nematolebias whitei (Rio pearlfish), 1696 nucleotides. RefSeq names its product forkhead box C1-A. The record is from RefSeq and is a predicted model, not a curated record. The transcript has 2 exons. NCBI's taxonomy places the organism in Eukaryota, Metazoa, Chordata, Actinopteri, Cyprinodontiformes, Rivulidae. Gene Ontology annotation, biological process: regulation of transcription by RNA polymerase II; cell differentiation; anatomical structure morphogenesis. The coding region runs from base 4 to 1422 and encodes 472 amino acids. Gene Ontology annotation, molecular function: RNA polymerase II cis-regulatory region sequence-specific DNA binding; DNA-binding transcription factor activity, RNA polymerase II-specific.
AACAUGCAGGCUCGCUACUCCGUCUCCAGUCCCAACUCACUGGGCGUCGUGCCCUACAUCAGCAGCGACCCGGGAUACUACCGGGCGGCAGCCGGAGGGGGCUACACGGGGAUGCCAACACCUAUGAACAUGUACUCUCACGCGGCUCAUGACCAGUACCCGGCCAGCAUGGCUCGGGCGUACGGACCCUACACCCCCCAGCCUCAGCCCAAGGACAUGGUGAAACCCCCCUACAGCUACAUUGCGCUCAUCACCAUGGCCAUCCAGAACUCGUCGGACAAGAAGGUGACCCUGAAUGGGAUUUACCAGUUCAUCAUGGAGAGGUUUCCAUUUUACCGAGACAACAAGCAGGGCUGGCAGAACAGCAUCAGGCACAACCUGUCCCUCAAUGAGUGCUUCGUCAAGGUGCCGCGCGACGAUAAAAAGCCCGGCAAAGGCAGCUACUGGACCCUAGACCCGGACUCUUACAACAUGUUCGAGAACGGGAGCUUCCUGAGGAGGCGGCGGAGGUUCAAGAAGAAGGACGCGCUGAAGGAGAAGGAGGAGCGGCUGCAGAAGGAGCUGCCGCCGCGGCAGCAGGGCCGCGGGGAGCCGGAGCAGACCGUGCAGGGCUCCCAGCCCGUCCGGGUCCAGGAUAUUAAAACUGAGAACGGGACCGUCACCCCGCCGCAGGCCGACUCGCCCUCCCUGAGCACCGUGCCCAAAAUCGAGAGCCCGGACAGCAGCAGCAGCAUGUCCAGCGGCAGCCCCCACAGCAUCCCCUCCAGCAGGUCCAUCCCCGGCAUGGACACCUCCGAGCACCACCAGCACCACGGCCAGGUCUCCACGCAGGGCUUUAGCGUGGACAACAUCAUGACCUCCCUCCGGGGGUCCCCGCAGGGGGUCACCGAGCUCACCCCCGGCCUCAGCGCCUCCACCAGGACAGGUAUAACACCAUCUUUGUCCCUAAACUAUUCUCCCAGCCAGACAUCAGCCUACAGCUCACCCUGCAACCAAAACUCCAUCUCUACCUCCAACACCACCUAUCAUUGUAACAUGCAGGCCAUGAGCCUGUACACGGGGGACCGGCCAGGCCACCUGGCACCGAGCACCGUGGACGACACGCUGCCAGAUUACUCCGUCACCACAACCUCGUCCUCGCUGGGCCACAAUCUGAACUCCGGCCAGGAGAGCCACCACAGCCACCAAGGCAGGCUGGCCUCGUGGUACCUGAACCAGGCCGGAGACCUGGGCCAUCUGGGCGCCACCUACCCGGCGCAGCAGCAGAACUUCCACUCAGUCCGAGAGAUGUUUGAAUCCCAAAGGAUUGGCUUGAACAGCUCCCCGGUGAAUGGGAAUAACAGCUGUCAGAUGUCCUUCCCAGCGGGUCAGUCCCUCUAUCGCACAUCUGGAGCUUUCGUGUAUGACUGCAGCAAGUUCUGACCAAAGAGAGAGACACACGAACAAAGACAAAAGAUUUGUAUUUGACCCCGAUGAACUCUGACAUGAAAACUCCUUCUUGACUCAUAUGAACCAAAAGACUUGAUGUUGUUUGUUAAAGAACAGUGUUACUCCAGAUAACACGGAGAUAAGCUGACCUUGGAAGAAACAGAAGAUGGAAGAAAAACGAGACACAGACCAGAAAGAGAGACGUUCAUGCAUUUUCUUAUAUUCAAAGAAUGAUGGAACUCCAAUGAAAAUUGAAACUUGAUUUUAA